CGGUGGAGAGGAGGAUUAGUCUAAAAAAUGACGGUGUGGUUGGUGCUUGUGGCGGCAGUGUUCUGCUCGACCAGGGGAGUUCGUGCUGAUUGGUUUGACUCUUGUGAUCGUGAAUUCCAACUGACCGAGCUGGCAGAUGUAACGCUAAAUUCACCGUUCUACCCGGCAACUUAUCCGUCUGGUACCUCCUGUCGGUUUGUGUUAAGUGCACCACCAGGAUAUACAAUCCAGGCGUCAUGUACGGUUAACAUGGUCAAUCCUGGAACGGGCUGCACGACUGAUUUCUUGUACAUUUCAACGGAAGGAUUCAAGUCUCCAGCAGGAAGUGAAUUUUUCUGCGGCAAGGGCAUCAUUAGUCGGCAAUCGCUGUUCAAUAAACUGACCAUUUCGUACAUCUCGAGUUCGACCAAUUCCGGAUCAUUCACCUGUCGACUGAUUGUACAACCCGGGCAAUGUGAUUGUGGUUGGAGCCGAACGCCGAAGAUUGUCGGCGGUACUGAAGCAGGGGUGAAUGAGUACACUUCGAUGGUUGGGCUGUUGGAUCCACUUACAGCCAGCGUGUUUUGCUCCGGUGUUAUCAUUAGCGUGAGACACGUUCUUACUGCCGCUCAUUGUACUGCAACGAUUCCUAACGUUGGUCGAGUGCAGGCUCUGGUUGGUGAUCAUAAUUACCGAUCAGCAGUGGAGACACCCUACUCGGCGAUCUACAACAUCGAACAGAUCAUUCAACACGAGGCUUACAAUGUGGCGAAUCGCGAUAACGACAUUUCACUGUUGAAAACAACGGUCAACAUGGACUGGAAUCGAGCCGUGGGUCCGGUCUGUUUACCAUUCAGUUACAGUUCCUACAGCUUUGCGAACUUAGAAGUAGAUAUUGCGGGCUGGGGCACCACUUCUUUCGGCGGACCAAUGAGUACCGUAUUGAGAAAGACCACUCUUACCGUGCUACCAAACGGUAGUUGCUCUGCACCGUUUUUGAAUGAUAUGAAACUGUGUACGUUCGCCGCGGGACGCGAUUCAUGUCAGUAUGAUUCAGGUGGACCACUGUAUUUGCGCGGUGUGCAGCGAAUGUACACCAUCGGGAUUAUAAGCUAUGGAUCAGGAUGUGCCGCUUCUACACCCUCGGUGAAUAGCCGCGUGACAAGCCAGCUGAACUGGAUUCGGUCAAAAACUCCGGAAAUUUCUUAUUGCGUGAAAUAAAAUGGCCAUUUAUUGAUAACAGUA
This is a messenger RNA of Anopheles darlingi, 1224 nucleotides long. Its product is annotated as venom serine protease-like. Gene Ontology annotation, molecular function: serine-type endopeptidase activity. Gene Ontology annotation, biological process: proteolysis. The record is from RefSeq and is a predicted model, not a curated record. The coding region runs from base 28 to 1200 and encodes 390 amino acids. The transcript has 2 exons. Lineage: Eukaryota; Metazoa; Arthropoda; Insecta; Diptera; Culicidae.